Beta vulgaris subsp. vulgaris (sugar beet) is the source of this 1466-nucleotide messenger RNA. Its product is annotated as homeobox-leucine zipper protein ATHB-13. The coding region runs from base 400 to 1344 and encodes 314 amino acids. NCBI's taxonomy places the organism in Eukaryota, Viridiplantae, Streptophyta, Magnoliopsida, Caryophyllales, Amaranthaceae. The record is from RefSeq and is a predicted model, not a curated record. The transcript is spliced from 3 exons. Gene Ontology annotation, cellular component: nucleus. Gene Ontology annotation, molecular function: DNA-binding transcription factor activity, RNA polymerase II-specific; sequence-specific DNA binding. Gene Ontology annotation, biological process: positive regulation of DNA-templated transcription.
CUAUGAAGCACCAUAAAGUGAUCACCUUUUCUCCCUCUUCACACUCUCUCUCUCUCUCUUCUCUUCUCUCUCUCUCCUCCAAACCAAACAAAGCUCAUCUUAAGAGAGCUAGUAAGGUAUAUAAAUCAUCCAUCAUAACAAACAGUGUACUAUCUUAUUGUAUAGUCUCCAUAUUUAUUCCUAAUCUUCCAAAAAUAGAAUAAAUACACAUAAUAUUAUACACCAAAGUUAGUUUUUUAUGUUUUUCUUUUGCUGUGUUUUACUCCAUUUCUGUAGCUUCUACCUUGUCUAAAAUGAUAGUAUGAUGAAGAUGAAGAUGAAUGAUAUCGCAUAAAAGUGCACCUAGGCCUAGCACAAUUCAGUUGCGCGCGCGCAGUUUUAAGAUCAUUAGCGCGGGUCAUGAGUACUACUUGUACUGGGAUGGCUUUCUUUCCUGCCAAUUUUAUGCUUCAAACUCCUACUGAUAAUGAUAAUCAUCCUCCUCCUUCUCUCUCCUCGAUCCUUCCUUCUUGCACUACUCAAGAUUUUCAUGUGGGUACAGGAGGAAUGGCACCUAUGUUAGGGAAGAGAUCCAUGUCAUUUUCAGGGAUUGAUAUGUGUGAAGAAUUAAAUGGGAAUCAUCAUAAUAAUCAUCAUAAUAAUAAUAAUGGAGGAGAUGAAGAUUUAUCAGAUGAUGGAUCACAAUUAGGAGGAGGUGGGGAGAAAAAGAGAAGAUUAAAUAUGGAACAAGUGAAAACCCUAGAGAAGAAUUUUGAAUUGGGUAAUAAACUUGAGCCUGAAAGAAAAAUGCAACUUGCUAAAGCACUUGGUUUACAACCUAGACAAAUUGCAAUUUGGUUUCAAAAUAGGAGAGCAAGGUGGAAGACUAAGCAAUUAGAGAAAGAUUAUGAUAUUCUUAAGAGACAAUUUGAUGCUCUUAAAGCUGAUAAUGAUACUCUUCAAGCUCAAAAUCACAAACUUCAAGCAGAGAUAAUGGCACUGAAAAAUAGAGAACCAACAGAGUCAAUCAACUUGAAUAAAGAGACAGAAGGGUCAUGCAGCAAUAGAAGUGAAAAUAGUUCUGAUAUAAAGUUGGAUAUCUCAAGGACUCCAACAACAACUGAAAGCCCAUUAUUGGAUCUCUCAGCCCAUCCAACAACCACCGCCUCCGCCGCCACCACCGUCACGGGAAAAACACUCUUCCCACCAUCAUCUAUGAGGCCCAAUGGGCCACCUGUGGCCCAAUUACUAUUCCAAAGCCCACAACCACCAUCAGUCAAAGAAGAAACAUUCACUAGCAUGUUCUGUGGCAUAGAUGAUCAAACUGGGUUUUGGCCUUGGCUUGAGCAACAUAAUUUUAAUUGAAUGUCUUUUUUUAUUUAUAUUUUUUUACUUGGAAAUUUUUCCCCCUUUUGUUUGGGAGCAAAUAUUUUGGUUUAUGAUCUCAUAAGCAAUUAAGUUACUAAAUUUGACAUAGUAGUUCCAAA